Messenger RNA from Plenodomus lingam JN3, 231 nucleotides. RefSeq lists its product as uncharacterized. NCBI's taxonomy places the organism in Eukaryota, Fungi, Ascomycota, Dothideomycetes, Pleosporales, Leptosphaeriaceae. The record is from RefSeq and is a predicted model, not a curated record.
AUGGAAUCUCUGGAACAGUGUGCUCUUCACUACCCGGGCAAGUGGUUUUUUGCGCAGGGAUAUCCACUUGUCAUGGCGCUUGAUAUGGGAGUGACGGCGUUCAUGCCGCCUUUGGAGAUCAAUCAGAUCUCACCAGAUUACACUGGACACCAGACGGAAGUUGAAAGCAGAAGAUAUGGUAUGAUGCUGAGUGCUGAAGGCAGAGAAGAUGAGGAUAUACAAAUGGACUGA